Paramecium sonneborni is the source of this 1406-nucleotide messenger RNA. The record is from the annotation of a GenBank genome assembly. NCBI's taxonomy places the organism in Eukaryota, Ciliophora, Oligohymenophorea, Peniculida, Parameciidae.
AUGCAAGUUGCUUGUAGAACUAAAAAUGUGAAUAAAUAUUAUAAAGUGAUUGCUGAAGUAGGCUCAGGAACAUAUGGAAAAGUAUAUAAAGCAAAAUGUAUAAAAACAAAAGAUUUUGUUGCAUUAAAAAAAAUUGAUACAAAAGAUCAAAAAAUAAUGUCUGAGGGUAAUUGUAGAUUAUGAAAGAAUUAAUAGGAUUUCCAAUAACAGCAAUAAGAGAAAUAAAAUUGUUAAAGAUUAUGAAUCAUAAAAAUAUUCUUCGAUUAAGAGAGAUAAUAGUGAGUAAAGCAUCUCAUAGAAAUAAUUUUAGAGGUUCAACAUUUUUAGUUUUUGAUUAUUAUGAUCAUGAUUUUGCAGGACUUCAUAGAUAAAGAAAUAUAUUCACAUUACCAUAAUUAAAAUGCAUUUUUAAAUAACUUUUAGAGGGUGUUAAAUAUCUCCAUGAUAGUAAGAUUAUCCAUCGAGAUUUAAAAUGUGCUAAUAUUUUAAUGAAUAACAAAGGUUAAGUAACAUUAGCUGACUUUGGUUUAGCUAGAACAUUAUCAAAUGUGAGUAAUCCUAAAUAUACGUACAAAGUAGUAACACUUUGGUACAGAGCACCAGAACUAUUAUUAGGAUAAACUAACUAUAAUACUUAAAUUGAUAUGUGGAGUCUUGGUUGUAUAUUCACUGAAUUAAUAACAGGAGAUGUUCUAUUUAAAGGAGAUAUUGAAUAUCGCUAAAUGGAAAAGAUUUAUGAGCUGUGUGGAAGUGCUAAUGAAUAGAAUUGGCCUAAUUGUAUAAACUUAAGAUAAUGGGAAGAAUUCAAGCCUAGAAGAAAUUACGAAACAUAAUUAAUUAAACAUAUAAAAGAACUUUGUUAAACAUAAAAUAAAUAAAUUGAUUAAAUCACCUUGGAUUUAAUUGAAUAAUUAUUAAUACUCGACCCUAAUAAACGAUUAAAUGCAGCCUAAGCUUUAAAUCAUGAAUUCUUUAAAUAAGAUCCUAAACCUUGUUAACCUAAUGAGAUGCCAUAAUUCGAUAAAGAAUUUCAUGAAACUCUCUUGAAAAAUGAAAUCAGAUAAUAAUAGCAUAGAAAUGAUAAAGCUUAAUUUAGACCUCAAUAAAUUUCUUCUCAAAAAUUUCAAAAAUUGAUAAAAGAUGAAAGGAACUUAAUCAAACCUCAAGUUUAAUAAUAGUCUCCUUCAAAAGAUAUAAAAAAUAAUAUAGAAUUAGAUUAUGGUGAAUUAUUAAAAUUCGAAAUUUAAGACAAGGAAAGAAUAAAAAAUAAUAUAGAAUUUGAUAAUCGUGAAUUAUUAAAAUUCGAAAUUUAAGACAAGGAAAAAAUAAAAAAUAAUAUAGAAUUAGAUUAUGGUGAAUUAUUAAAAUUCGAAAUUUAAGACAAGAAAAGAAUUAAAUUAAAUUGA